Molecule: messenger RNA, 1704 nt
Organism: Danaus chrysippus (African queen)
Lineage: Eukaryota; Metazoa; Arthropoda; Insecta; Lepidoptera; Nymphalidae
Source: the annotation of a GenBank genome assembly
AUGGCGGAGAAAGAGGACACGAGUGAUAGUGAUGGCCCAUUAAUAGAUGACAACGUUAUUCGAAUACAGCUUAAAAAACCUACUCAUAGGAAAUGGGAGCUGCGAACCAGAAACCUUUCACCCGGUCUUAAGUUCCCAACAAUACAGCUGUUUGAUUCCGAAGGGAAUCUAUUAGUUGAAACAAACGACGAGAAUAUAUCGAUUACAAGCUUAGAUCACGAUGAGACCCCUCUUAGAACAAGUCAGUCGUUGCGGGAGAAGGAUUACAAACACAUAGUUAGGAAAAAAAUUAUAAGAAAACACAACACUAUAUCAGGUGAUAGAAUAUAUACCCGCGUUUAUCGUAAUCCCGUACACAUUAAAAAUAACGAUAUCUGUUGUAAAAAUAAUGAAUGUUAUGUAAUCAAAGACGGUAGCUGUAUAACAAACAUUCCAAGUAAACUUACAGUAAACAACAACUUACAUAAUUUGCAAGUAAACAGCCUCGACACCACGCCCUUCCAUUCAGAAGGGCCGAGUGAAGCUAGCAGUUAUAAAAGUUCCGACAAUGAAACCUGCCACGAUUUGCCGACUAAUGACAAAUUGUCUUCCAGUAACGAAGUAUUGGAUGAUAUUGAUUCUACUCAAAACUCGAUAAAUACAUCUAGUGUAUCUUUACACAAUAUCGAUUGCAAUAACGAUAAGACCGAUGUACAGAAUAAUGUUUGUUUGGGACUUCGGACAUCGCAAUCAUUUGACGCCGCCAGACUGCCGGUACAUCAAAAGGGUUCGCAUAAUAUACACCGCUCAAAAUCAAAUGCCAUUUAUAACAUACCCCAAAAUAAGGUUUCCUUUCUCGACACAUAUUUAAAAAGCUUACCUGCCCGCGCAACUUCCAAUCCGGAUCGGUUUACUUCACACCUACGCCAAAUAACGUUACAAACUAAUUCAUGGAAACCGAAGCGAAUCGAAUCUCAACCAUUUUGUGCCCAAAAACCGGAAAUAUAUAAAGUAGAAGAUAAUACUACUGAGAAUGAUUUUAUGAAUAUAUCGACGGACGCGCUCGCCGAUUGUGAAAUGAAAAAACGUUUGAAAAUGUACAGGCGAGGUUUAUCUGAAAUUGAGUCAAGAUGUGGAACAUCAAAUAUAUUACCGAGAAAAAGACGGCACACUGUGAGUGGUGGUAUGCAAGUCACUCGUUCGUCCUCAUCUUCUGAGAGUGUAGACGAAGCCGACGUCGUUCUCAACCGUUUGAAGAGGCGGAUACUUAAGAACAAGUUAAGAGAGAAACGUCGCAGUUUCGUCUCCAAAUCAUCUCUGGAUAACGACGCAUGCAAAGAGAGCGAAAGUGAAUCUCAAGACGAUUGGCGCGAUGCGGGCGGCGGGGCCUUCGUGAGGUCCCGCCUCGCUAUGGGCUCAAACAUCAGCCAGCACUCGGCUAAGGGUCUGAAGGGCCGUCGGGCACGCUCCAGUGGUGACCUCUGCAAUGGCGAAACGAAAAGCCAAACCGAAUCAUCGGUUUGCGGCUCGGUUGUCGGUGACGUUAUGGGCUGGAACAGAUCGCUUCCUAACCAUUUGGACGGGAACAGACAUUUAGCGGAUUACAGCCGCGUCAAUAAUAACUACGGUGACUUCGGUACUUAUAGGAGUCAUCCCAAAGGCGGGAGAGGAUUACGUUAUCGCGUGUCGAAGUCUGGUAAGUCUGUAUUUAUUAUCGUAUCAUAA